Messenger RNA from Penicillium verhagenii, 1641 nucleotides. RefSeq names its product putative alanine aminotransferase. Gene Ontology annotation, biological process: biosynthetic process. NCBI's taxonomy places the organism in Eukaryota, Fungi, Ascomycota, Eurotiomycetes, Eurotiales, Aspergillaceae. The record is from RefSeq and is a predicted model, not a curated record. Bases 1 to 1641 code for a protein of 546 amino acids. The transcript has 3 exons. Gene Ontology annotation, molecular function: L-alanine:2-oxoglutarate transaminase activity; pyridoxal phosphate binding.
AUGUGGCAACUUAAGCUCGCCUCUAGAAUACGGGCGUCUCCGCCGCGGGCGCUGACGACACGGCUGAAUGGUCUCCUACUUCGCCCGAUCACACUUGGAGCUGCGGGGAGGUUCUCCGCUUGGUCAGACUCCACUAUGACUCAAACCACCCAAACCAGUGUCGCAUAUACUACCAAGCGGACCCUGUCCACUCACUCGAACAAAUGCCUCAACCUCGACAACAUUAACCAGCAUGUACGCGCAGCCAAGUACGCCGUGCGGGGUGAGCUGGCCGUCAAGGCUGAAACCUACCGUCAGCGCCUGUCAGACGGAGACAAGUCGCUACCCUUUGAAAGCGUCAUUUUUGCAAACAUCGGUAACCCACAGCAACUCGAUCAGAAGCCCAUCACUUUCUUCCGUCAAGUCCUCAGUCUCGUUGAGAACCCUCUGCUAUUGGAGAACCCGGAGGCACUCAAGACCUCAUUCGGAUACAAACAGGAUGUGAUUGACCGGGCCAAGGCUCUCUUGGCGAACGUGCAGAGUGUGGGUGCCUACAGCCACAGCCAAGGCGCUCCGGGAAUCCGAGAUAGCGUGGCCAAGUUCAUUGAGGAACGCGAUGGAUUCCCUGCGAACCCGCAGGACCUAUUCUUGACUGGUGGUGCCUCGUCUGGUGUGAGCACACUGAUGAGUGUUAUCUGCAAUGACCCGAAUGCCGGUGUACUUGUACCUAUUCCUCAAUAUCCACUUUAUACCGCCACACUGGCGCUGCUGAAUGCGCACUGUGUGCCUUACUACUUGGAAGAACAAAAGGCGUGGGGUACCAAUGUCAGCGCAAUUAAGCAGUCCAUUGAGGAGGCCCGUGCCAAAAAUAUUAACGUGCGCUCCGUCGCUGUGAUUAAUCCCGGUAACCCUACCGGUGCUUCGCUGAGCUCCGACGACAUCAAGGGUGUUCUCGAUAUCGCUGCUGAGGAGCAUCUUGUUGUUAUUGCCGACGAAGUGUACCAGACCAACGUCUUCACUGGUGAAUUCGUCUCGUUUAAGAAGUGCCUGCGCCAGCUGCAGCAAGAGAGGCCUGGCAAGUACGACGAUGUGGAGCUGGUUUCCUUGCACAGUACCUCUAAGGGCAUGGUUGGCGAGUGUGGUCACCGUGGUGGUUACUUUGAGCUGGUCGGCUUUGACCCGUUAGUCCAGGAACAGAUCUACAAGCUCGUCAGUAUUGGUUUAUGCCCACCGGUCGUUGCUCAGUGCCUGCUUGAAACUAUGGUCAAUCCUCCUCGUGAGGGUGAGCCCAGUUUCGAGCUGUACCAGAAGGAGUUCAACGGAAUCCGGGAUGGUCUACACAAGCGUGCACUUGCGUUGUAUGAUGCUUUCCAGCGCAUGGAGGGCGUUGAGUGCCAGGAGCCCCAGGGUGCUAUGUACCUCUUCCCCACCAUCCAUCUUCCUGCUAAGGCUGUUGACGCUGCCAAGGCUGAAGGCCGUACCGCUGAUGAGUUCUACUGCCUGGCCAUGCUCGACGCUACCGGCGUUUGCGUGGUCCCUGGUUCCGGCUUUGGUCAGAAGGAGAACACUCUUCACUUCCGUACAACAUUCCUUGCCCCAGGCACUGAUUGGGUCGAGCGCAUCGUCAAGUUCCACUCGGAGUUUAUCGAAAAGUACAGCUAA